AAUAUGUAAUAAGCCGGCCCCUGGCUGAGAGAACCAGGAAGCGGCUGCGGCCCAGGCGCCUCCCGCGGGACACGGAUCGGGGGAGAUACCGGACACAGGACAGGGCCGCACUGAGCUCAGGAGCUGCAGAGAUGAAACGCUUCCUACGUUCUGGUCAGGACUCUGUGAGGGAGAGACUCAAACGGGACUUGUUUCAAUUCAACAAGACUGUGGAACAUGGAUUUCCCCACCAGCCUAGUGCCUUGGGAUUCAGUGACUCUCUACGGCUCAUGGCAAUCGGAACACGCUCGGGAGCCAUCAAGGUUUAUGGUUGUCCUGGAGUGGAAUUUAUGGGCUUGCAUGAUGAGAAUAAUGCAGUGAUCAAGAUCAGCUUUAUUCCCAACCAGUGCCAAAUUGUCACCUUGCUGGAUGACAACAGCCUCCACUUAUGGUCCUUAAAGCAGCAUGAUGGACUCUCUGAGCUGCAUGAGGAAAAGAAGUUUACCCUUCGUGGACCCCCAGGGGCACCUCCUAGUGUAACACAAAUUAAGGUUCUGCUAACACACUCCUCUGGGGAAAGACUAUAUGUGGGUACAGAGGGAGGCAGUGUUUUCACCAUCUCUUUACCAAACUUGCAAGUAGUAGCAGAAAAGACUGUUUCACAUGAUGUGGCAUUGCAAGAUCUUCCAGAUGAUUAUGCAAACAGACGUCCCUUUGAGUCAGUGGAAGCCUUAGAGGAGCACCCGCGGAACCCAAAUCAGAUCCUGAUUGGCUACAGUCGUGGCCUUAUGAUGGCAUGGGAUACCUCAACUGGUUGCAGUGUGCGGCAUUUUCUCGGCACACAGCAACUGGAAAAUGUGUUCUGGUGUCGAGAUGCACAGCAAAUAAUAAGCUGUCAUAAUGAUGGAGGAUACAACCAGUGGGAUGCAACUGGGGAAUGUGUCCAACAGUCUCCUAUGGAGAGCAAAGUGCCAUAUGGUCCCUUUCGCUGCAAGGCAAUUGGUAAAAUAACAUGGAUGACCACACGUAGGGGGUCACCAUAUAUUGUGUUCCAAGGAGGUAUGCCAAUGGCAAGCUAUGGGGACAGGCAUAGCAUCUCGGUUGUUCAUGGCAGUCAGCAAAUAGCAUUUGACUUCACUUCUAGGAUCAUUGACCAUUUGGUAAUUGCCAACCCUGACCCUUCAGCUGAAUGUGAUGAUCCUCGUGCACUUCUGGUGCUUGCAGAGGAGGAACUGGUGGCCAUUGAUCUACAGACACCUGGCUGGCCGGUAAUACAGUGCCCUUACCUUGUGUCACUACACUGUUCAGCAAUCACCUGUUCCCAUCACAUCUCUUCUAUUCCACUAAAACUAUGGGAGAGGAUAAUCGGUGCAGGCAGGAAACAGAACACUCAUUACUCUACCAUGCCAUGGCCAAUUGAUGGAGGCGUGGAUUUAGCCCCAGCUCCACCUCAAAGGGAUUUGCUGCUAACAGGGCAUGAGGAUGGUACUGUGCGUUUCUGGGACGCCUCCGGUGUUUGUCUCCAGCUAUUGUACAAGAUGAGUACAGUGGGAGUUUUUCAGACUGACUCCGACCCUAACGACAACCUGAAUUCCCAUGGGGAGGAAGAAUGGCCCCCACUUAGGAAAGUAUCUUCUCUUUUUGGCCCUUCACAGGUUGGCUGUUUUGACCCAUACAGCGAUGAUCCUCGUCUUGGCAUUCAGAAAAUUUACAUGUGUAAAUUCAGUGGCUACUUAUCAGUUGCUGGAACUGCUGGACAGGUUCUUGUUCUGGAGCUAAAUGAUGAGGCUGCACAGCAAGUGGUGGAUCAGACAGUGGUGGACUUGUUACAAGAACAGGAAGGUUAUCGUUGGAAAGGGCAUGAGCGCCUUCAUGCAAGAGAAGACCCAGUGCGCUUUCCUCCUGGAUUUCAACCCUUCUCACUGGUACAGUGCCAGCCACCAGCAGCUGUCACAUCUUUAACACUGCAUUCUGAAUGGAGGCUGUUGGCUUUCGGGACGAGUCAUGGGUUUGGUGUGUACGAUUUUCAGCAGCGCCGUCAAGUAAUGGUAAAGUGUACGCUGCAUGCCAGUGACCAGUUAGCCCUAGAAGGUCCUUUGUCCCGAGUCAAGUCACUGAAAAAGUCUUUGCGCCAAUCCUUCAGGCGUAUAAGAAGAAGUCAAGUCAAUAAACGAAGGGAAGGAACAGCGACCAAAGUGCAGGAAGCAAAUACACGGUUUGAACAGGAAGCGUUGCGUGAGAUGGAACUGGCUCCUGUACAGCGUAGAAUUGAAGCCCGAACCGCAGAGGAUUCCUUCACUGGAUUUGUUCGCACUCUAUAUUUUGCAGAUACCUUCAUCCGUGACAGUUCUCGGCAUUGUCCUUCUUUAUGGGCAGGUACAAAUGGUGGUACGGUUUAUGCGUUUUCUUUACGUGUCCCUCCAGUUGAGCGACGAAUGGAGGAGGUAGUGUCUGCAGCUCAGGCCAAGGAAAUUCAGCUCAUGCACAGAGCACCAGUGGUGGGCAUCCUCAUCCUGGAUGGUCACAGCGUUCCCCUACCAGAACCUCUUGAAGCUGCUCAUGAUCUCUCAAAAAGCCCAGACAUGCAAGGAAGCCAUCAAUUGCUGGUCAUAUCUGAGGAACAGCUCAAGGUGUUCACCCUGCCCAAAGUGAGCAGCAAACUCAAGCUGAAACUGACAGCAACAGAAGGAUGUCGGGUGCGCAAGUCAUCAGUGUGCAAUUUUGGCAGCUGUCGAUCAGAAGAUCACAAUGAAAACCAUUUGACUGUCCUCACAAAUCUAGGAGAUAUCCAGGUGAUAUCCCUGCCACAUCUUAAACCACAAGUGCGAUAUGAUUGCAUCAGGAAGGAAGAUGUCAGUGGUAUUGCAUCCUGUGUAUUUACAAAGUAUGGACAAGGUUUUUAUCUUAUAUCUCCUUCUGAAAUGGAGAGAUUUUCACUGUCUACAUGCUGGCUCAUUGCUCCUCGCUGCAAGGUGGACCCUCCGGAGACCCCGUGUAAUGGAAGGCUUCAAAGAGGCAGCAGUACAGAGAAAACCAGGGUAUCUGGAAGGGGAGAUGGAAAUGCGGAUGCACACAGGGCCAAAGGACCACUGAUGGAACAUGCAUUGCUGAAUGAUGAGAAGACUCUCAAAGAGAUCCAGAGUACUCUGGAAGGUUCAAGAACAAGUUUUGGUGAGAGAAACUCCCGACACAUCACUGUAGGAAGCCGUCUCAGUAAUGGAGCAGAAUGAGAUGCCAACACUGACUGCUGAUACUGACAUUAUCCCCCAUCCCCCCUCCAUUGUCAAAACACUAAUCUGAAGUCAGCGGAGAUGGAAGACCUAUUCAUUUUUCUCCAGACUUUUGAAAUCUUUGCGGCCAUAUGAUGUCCAUUCUGCACAUGUUCAUUUUAGCUGAUUUUACAGGAAAUCAUUUUAUAAGUUAUAAAUUUUACUGCCUUACUCCCCAUCCUGUACAGUUUGUGUGUAGAAAUGGAAAAUGGCCAAACUGUUUUUUUAUAAUGUUUUUUUUUUAAGGUAUUUUCAGCUGCUUGAAUUAUUUUAGGAGUACUGUUUUUAUACUGUAAAAUGUGGUGUAAAUCACCCUAAUGGGUGCUUUAAAUUUAUUGGGUUAUUGUGCUUUCCAGUGAUCUUGCUGCCAUGCAAUCUAUUUUUGUAGGAAGUAAUUAUUUUGUUUGUCUUGCACACCAAUAAAUUAUACAUUCCAGCUA
Rana temporaria (common frog) is the source of this 3688-nucleotide messenger RNA. It is a transcript of the gene LLGL2, whose product is annotated as LLGL scribble cell polarity complex component 2. The record is from RefSeq and is a predicted model, not a curated record. The coding region runs from base 132 to 3209 and encodes 1025 amino acids. Gene Ontology annotation, biological process: cortical actin cytoskeleton organization; regulation of protein secretion; regulation of establishment or maintenance of cell polarity. Gene Ontology annotation, cellular component: cytoplasm; cortical actin cytoskeleton; plasma membrane. The transcript is spliced from 26 exons. Gene Ontology annotation, molecular function: myosin II binding; GTPase activator activity. Lineage: Eukaryota; Metazoa; Chordata; Amphibia; Anura; Ranidae.